UAAUGAAUAACAAAAACAGUCGACAGUCGCAUGCGUGCGAAUAGAGACGCGUGCCGCGUGCUAAAUUAUAUUGAAGUGUUUUGAUUUAGUGAUUAAGUUCGACAACCUUACAAAAAAAACAAUAUAAAAGAUGGCAAUUAAACUACCUAAAAGUUGUUGUAGUUAUUGCAUAAGUCCCAGGAUUGAACUUGUCAUUUGGGCAUGUAUCAGUUUGAGUAUCAGCACGGUGGUCUUAUUUUUCCUGAUUUUUGGUGUGAUGUUCGCGGAUGCAAUGGCAGGAGGUAGUCAUCGGUUCGCCCCUGAGGAUUUGAUCAUAUUGAUAAUCUCAUUGGUGUUAAUCACUGACGUCGUGCACAACGUACUCAUCAUAGGAUCUUCUCUUGGGAGAAACGCGAAGCUGCUCAAGAUUUCCUAUUACCUCGGUGCCGUGUUGUGGUUCAUUCUAACAGCUAGCGUCAUUCUAGGUUUCGCAUCUGCAAUAGCGCUCGCACCAUCAGAUGUUUCGACGCUAUUCAAUAGAUAUUCGGCAAUUUUUGUCUUACUGAUAAUAAUGCGAGGAUACAUGCUUCUGAUAAUGCGCGGCGUAAGGUUGCAGCUACAAGAACAUAGCCAUGGAUACAUUGACUUGGACAAGACCGCGGAAAUGGGGAGGGACCAGGAACCCCCUGUUCGACGCGUGUAUUAGUAUUGCCUGGGCCAAGGAACUCACGCUCCGCGCGUCAUGCGCGUGCAGGCGCGCCGACCGCCAUACAUUUGAGGCAUUAGCGUUGAGCACCACCGACCGUCAUGCUCUCGGGUUACACUGUGGGCUCUGUGAGCUGCAGACUGCAAAAACCCCAUGACUCCGCCAUUUUGAACAUUUUCCAAUAACAUAAUUAUUAAAAAAAUAUACCGGAUGUCUCCUGCUGUAACACGAGCACAUAAUUAAACCAUAGAUUGUACUCCUCAAACCAUAAAAUGCUUGUUCAAAAACUUUAAAAAAUCAUAAAGU
This is a messenger RNA of Cydia pomonella (codling moth), 991 nucleotides long. RefSeq lists its product as uncharacterized. Lineage: Eukaryota; Metazoa; Arthropoda; Insecta; Lepidoptera; Tortricidae. The coding region runs from base 131 to 685 and encodes 184 amino acids. The record is from RefSeq and is a predicted model, not a curated record. The transcript has 4 exons.